Messenger RNA from Perognathus longimembris pacificus (Pacific pocket mouse), 1709 nucleotides. RefSeq names its product gap junction protein beta 4 (gene Gjb4). Bases 395 to 1195 code for a protein of 266 amino acids. The record is from RefSeq and is a predicted model, not a curated record. NCBI's taxonomy places the organism in Eukaryota, Metazoa, Chordata, Mammalia, Rodentia, Heteromyidae. Gene Ontology annotation, molecular function: gap junction channel activity. Gene Ontology annotation, biological process: cell communication. Gene Ontology annotation, cellular component: connexin complex. The transcript is spliced from 2 exons.
CAGGAGGCCCUGGGGCACAUGGGCACUCGGGCACUCGGGACGGAGAAGCUCAGGGACUGGAGAGUGGCUGUGGAACCCGAGAGGGAAUAAAAUACGCCUUGGUUUGGGGACCUGAAGACCAAGGUUCAAGACCAGCCCUGCUCCUUCCAGCUGUGGGGCCUUUGGCGGAUGCCUCUGGGCCUCAGCUUCCGUCCCUGUGAAAUGGGGGACCGUGGCAACCCCUUCCGCUCCCAGCCCUUGUGAGCCAGCACAGCAUGGCCCCGUGGUAAGAGGCCACGGCCUUACCAACCACGCCAUCAUCCAGGGUGCCCAUUUCCAAGGUACUCCCGGACCUGAGUGGGUGCCCCACUCAGGCGUCCACCCGUGCACACCCACCUGAGGGAACUCAGCCAGCAUGAACUGGGCAUUUCUGCAGGGCGUCCUGAGCGGCGUGAACAAGUACUCCACGGCCCUGGGCCGCAUCUGGCUGUCAGUGGUCUUCAUCUUCCGUGUGCUGGUGUACGUGGUGGCAGCGGAGGACGUGUGGGACGACGAGCAGAAGGACUUUAUCUGCAACACCAAGCAGCCAGGCUGCCCGAACGUCUGCUACGACGAGUUCUUCCCCGUGUCCCACGUGCGCCUCUGGGCCCUGCAGCUCAUCCUGGUCACCUGCCCCUCGCUGCUCGUGGUCAUGCACGUGGCCUACCGAGAGGAGCGCGAGCGCAAGCACCGGGAGAAACAUGGGCCCAAUGCACCAUCGCUCUACAACAACCUGAGCAAGAAGCGGGGCGGGCUCUGGUGGACCUACUUGCUGAGUCUCAUCUUCAAGGCCGCCGUGGAUUCGGGCUUCCUCUACAUUUUCCAUCAUCUCUACAAAGAUUACGACAUGCCACGCGUGGUGGCCUGCUCCGUGGAUCCCUGUCCUCAUACCGUGGACUGCUACAUCUCCCGGCCCACAGAGAAGAAAAUCUUCACCUACUUCAUGGUGGCCACGGCACUCAUCUGCAUCCUGCUCAACCUCAGCGAGGUCACCUACCUGGUGGUCAAGCGAUGCAUGGAGCUUCUGGGCCCCAGGCGCCGCAGGUCUCGGCAUAGGCACCGCCUACCUGACACCUGUCCCCCGUAUGUGGUCUCCCAGGGGGGCCGCUCCCACGAGGGGAGCUCUGCCCUCGUGAAGGCCAGCUCGGCCACCAUGGAAGCAGGUGGGUAUCCAUAACCUGCGGCAGGACUGGCAGGUAGGGUCCACACGUUCCGUGCUGGCCAAGGCUGCCCCACACAGGGACAAAGGCAGGCAGAUCUUCUCCAGUGAGCAGGAGAGGCCUGUGGAGACCCGAGCCCACCCCAGUGGCCGGUCUGCAAUGAAGGGCUGCAGUUCGUCUGUGGGUCCUGAGCCUAGGUGGACUUGAUGGCUAGUGGGAAUUUUGUACUUGGCAAUAGGGUGAGUCAAAACCCUUAAUAAAUAUGAUUCCCACAUACAUGCACAGUAUUUGCAGGUCAGGUGGUGAAUGAAUGGUGGGUAGGCAAGUGCAGGGGUUCACAUGAAAGUCCUGCAGGGGUCUGAGCCCCAGAACCUCAGAUCCGCCUAUCACUCCAACCCCCCCCCCACACACACAUGUGCACACGCACACACGUACAAAGCCCCCAUCAACCUCAUCUGGUGGAGCACCAGCACAUGGAGAGGAAUGACCAACAGCCCCUGCAGCUCUGCAGCCAGCUGGCCAAGGCGGAGG